Messenger RNA from Sinocyclocheilus grahami, 4301 nucleotides. Its product is annotated as transmembrane protein 132C-like. NCBI's taxonomy places the organism in Eukaryota, Metazoa, Chordata, Actinopteri, Cypriniformes, Cyprinidae. The transcript is spliced from 10 exons. The record is from RefSeq and is a predicted model, not a curated record. The coding region runs from base 1 to 2496 and encodes 831 amino acids.
AUGACUAGAGGGUAUGCCUUGUUCGAUAAAGUUACAGCCACUCUCCUAGAUGUCAAGAAACACUAUCAGCAGUUAGGAGGUAUAAUAAGCACCUCUGUUCUCGAGUCCACACUCUUAGACACAGUCCAGUAUGGGGAAGGCAUUCAUUUCAUGGUGGUGAAGCCCAGUAAUCUGGCAGCGUGGGAAAUCAAGCAAGAAGUAGUGCCUGGCUCCUCCUCCCUGUCCAUGUUCUGCCAAAGGAAGGCCAGCUCCACCAAUGAGAAACUUGAUGGUUCCUUCUAUGAGAUCAUGUGGGUGGACUUUGAGAUUGACAAUUUUAUCAACCUGCGGUCAUCGCAGUCCAUCCGCUGGCAGAUAGAGUAUCCCUCCACCGGAGCGUCUGCCGAAGUCAUCUCCACCAUCUACAUCAGCCAGAGAGACGUACAGGGUAUCGUACCCAUCGCUGAGGACACAGAGAUCCUGAACACAGCGAUUCUGACCGGACGGCGCGUUGCCAUCCCGGUCAAGGUUGUUACCGUGGAGCAGGACGGAACGGUGAGAGAGGUUGAUGACCCCGUGACCUGCAUCUCCACAGAUGAGGACGUCCUCAAGGUGUCUUUUGGUUGUGAUGAGGUCUUGGUGAACGGGAAAGAGAAGAAUGGGCAUAUCUCUCUUCAAGUGAACUUUACCUACCUCUAUUUGACCAGCCAAUUAGAGCUCACUGUCUGGGUGCCACGGUUACCGCUCCAGAUUGACGUCUCUGAUGCCGAACUCAGCCAAGUCAAAGGAUGGAGGGUACCCAUCAUCACCAACAAGAGGCCAACACGGGACAGUGAGGAUGAUGAGGAGGAUGAGAGGAAGGGCAGAGGCUGUGCCUUGCAGUAUCAGUACGCUCUGGUACGUGUUCUCACACACUUCGUUGCCGAGCCAGUUGGCCCUGGUGGGGAGCUUGUGCACAUGCUGGGUUCCGAUUGGUCAGCUGACAUCACAGAGAUGGUCCUGGACUUCCUGAAAGUGGAAGAUACAAGCAUUGCCCGACUAAUUGACGGAAGGGUGCUGGUGGGAAGAGACCCGGGCAUCACCAAUAUACAGCUCGGGAAUCCUCAUGGUGUCACUCAACAGUUUGUGUCCACGGUGAUAUCCCCUUUUUCUGACUCUAUUCUGGCUGAGAAGACCAUCACAGUGGUGGAUGAUAAAGUGACCAUCAGUGAUCUGGGAGUUCAGCUGGUGGGCUCUUUGAGUCUCUCACUGCAGGCCAGUUCCACCAACAACAGAGCCUUCUACAUCACAACCACUGCUCAGGACCUGUUGCACACACCCAAACAGGAAGCCAUUAUCAGUGCAUGGAUUCAGUACAGCGAUGGCUCUGUGACUCCUCUUGACAUCUAUGACCCUAAAGAUUUCACUGUAACCAUCACCUCACUGGAUGAGAGUGUGGUCUCCACCUAUCAGGAUCAGUUCCAGCGCUGGCCUGUGGUAGUGGCAGAAGGCGAGGGGCAGGGAGCGCUACUGCGCGUGGAGAUGAUGAUCUCAGAAACCUGCCAGAAAUCCAAGAGAAAGAGCAUUUUGGCGAUGGGGAUCGGAAGCGUACAGGUGAAGUUUGGACAGAACGACCUGGAACAGAGGAGUGGAACUCAGAACAGUCUGGACAACAGCACAAAUGAACAGAAACAUAAGCUUCUAGAAGCGGAUAAAACAAGUGGAGGAGAUAGCUGGAAAUACACAAACACCGCAAUGGAACGAGAAGAGUCGGUCCUAAAGAAGGUCAGCACAACCGCAAAGACUCCGCUAACCAGUCGUUCUGGGGGCAGCAAGCAGGGUGGGGGGCAAAACAACAACCCUGUGGACUAUACCAGUUUCCCAGCGCAGGUGGACCUACCUGGUGGGGCGGACAGCGACUUGACUCAGGCUCCGAGAGGUCUGUCAGACCUGGAAAUUGGCAUGUACGCCCUGCUUGGAGUCUUCUGCCUUGCUAUCCUUGUCUUCCUCAUCAACUGUGUCAGCUUUGCCUUCCGCUACCGCCACAAAGAGCUUCCUGUACUGGAGCAGGGCAACAUGAACCAUGCCCACGACUGGGUGUGGCUAGGUAACGAAGCGGACCUGAUGGAUCAUCACGGCGACCACGGGCCACUGGCACACAACGAUGAGUGCACUACCGCGAUAGAUCGCAACGAAGGAUGCGAGGAGAGCAAGUACCUCCUCAACGGGAGCGGCAUUCAGAAAAGUGGGUCAUCACACGGACGUGGCAUCCCCCAUGUGCACUCUGAUCCACGGUCCUGUUUGGGAAACGACCCCAGUGGAAAAGUCGAGCCCCUUAACAACUCUCCCAGUGCUGCCAAGCGCAAAAGGGUCAAGUUUACUUCCUUUGCCACCGUACUACCAGACGAAGGCGGGCCAUACACCAACUCCAUCCUUAUCGGGAAUGAAGACGACAUCAAGUGGGUCUGUCAGGACAUGGACCUGGGACAGUCAGCCGAGCUCCGGAGCUACAUGGAGAGACUGCAAGACAAUCUGUAGGAGCCAGGAAGAGAACGAAAGAAAGGGAAAGCAAGAUGGCGGACACACAAAAACUCACCAGAAAUGCCUUUGCACUGUGGGGGGAAUGCAGGGAGAUGGGGAGGGAGGAAUUAUUAAAGAAUCGAAAGUGGAUGCAAGCAGGGAGCAGGAAGGAAUAAAAUCCUUUGGGAGUCUCGAGUUAAGUAGGAAAUUCACAAAAAGGGGAAACGGGUGAAGAGAGACUGGCACGUUCGUACUGGCUCCGCCAAGCGGUCCAGGUGGCGCAGAGUGAACAGCUGCCAAUUGGCUAGCACAGGGACAGAACGCCAGUUACCGACAUCCCAAAUAAACAAGCCCAAACAAGAAAGGAAAUAAACUUGACAGCUGUACAGAAAAUCACAGUCCGUGGAAGUCGAUAAACGGGCGUUGUUGUCGCUAAUGUAACAUAGUGUUUUGAUUUAUUUCGAUUCAAAUCAUUGGGACGUAUAUAACAGGUCAUAUUUUUUUAGAUAAUCCCAGGGUUUUUUUUUUUUUUUUUAGAUUCGUAUGUAACUAGACCAAAACAGGCCCUCAAAGCACCUGGCCUGCCCCAGAUCCAGGUGUGUGUUUGUUUUUUACCUCUCAUUUUGUACUGUCUGUCCCUCCUGUGUGAAGUCCAAGAGAGCUGGGGUGCAAGGACGUGUGGGAUUCCCCCUGGCUGGAGUCUGUACCAGCUGUAUCUGCACACACACACUGUUUAAGGAGUCGAAAGACACCAAAACACAACAGUCCUCCCUCUCCAUCUCUCCUCUGGGAGAAAAACACAAGACAUCGAUGAUGAAAAGCAACAUGAGAAUAAAAAGUCUCCUCAUGCACUGUUCAUUUGAUCAAGUGAAUGUGGGGGAAAAAAAGGACUGAGGACUUCUUUUGAGUCCCAUCGGGGGUUGUUCAUUUGCACAAUAAGAACAAUACAGAAAGUGCAUAGAGCGGCCCUCAGCCGAUCUGAGACCGGCCGGUCUGACUGUCCUUACAGCAACUGACAGAUGCGAUGAUGAACAUUGGAUAGACCGUGUAGAAAUACAAGCCCACAAAAUUGAGUUGUGUUUGUUAUAAAACCAUAUGAUUGCUGUGAUAGAAAAAUAUACAAGAGUAGAUAUGGUCUAUUAAUCUCCAGUACGGUAAAUGUAUGAAUGUUUCUCUUUUUAUUGAGGCGAAAUGUACAUCGUUUACCCCCUUUUUACAUGGCCGGAGCACCUGCCCAUGGUUUUUACAUGUCCUAUAGGUUUUAAAGCAACUUUCUAUUUCUGCCUCACUAACCCCAGCAUUUACCCGGCUCCUUGAAUCCUUGUUGUUUAUAUUACUGAAGAGUUGUGGGGAAGGACAGAUGUGGAAACCUUCUAUUUGAAAGCUCAGGUGAAAAUACACUCACAGAUGAACAGUGGUAGAAUUCAAACGUAGGUUGUAAGAAUGCAAUAUUUAUUUGUAAGUGUAAUAUGAGAUAGGAUGUAAAUAAAAUGAUUCAAAAUUUCUUGUGGACACUGCAAAAAGGCUGUUGCCUACAUUUUCACAAUCGACACACAAGAGUCAUGAGGCCGUUUGAGUGUAUCAUAUUUUAUGUUCAAAUCUGAUUUCCCCCGAAGGAACAAAAAAAGAUAGGCUUUAAUAUGUUAAGACAUGUCAUGGGUUCUGUCAGAACAUCAGAUUCCCCAUUUACACAGGGUUCGGUCUUUUCCUUUGAUAUUAUUUCUGUUUGUUUCAAAGGUGUUUGAUUUAGUUAAAUCUGCUUUUUUAAAUAUUUAUUUUUGCCGUUUUAGUUAAAGCUACAUUAGAAGUAGGGUAGAGCAGAU